Camarhynchus parvulus is the source of this 2543-nucleotide messenger RNA. RefSeq names its product enhancer of zeste 2 polycomb repressive complex 2 subunit (gene EZH2). The record is from RefSeq and is a predicted model, not a curated record. Gene Ontology annotation, molecular function: histone H3K27 methyltransferase activity; protein binding. Gene Ontology annotation, biological process: chromatin remodeling. Lineage: Eukaryota; Metazoa; Chordata; Aves; Passeriformes; Thraupidae.
CGGGGCGGCGGGGGGGCGGGAUAAUCAUGGGUCAAACCGGAAAAAAAUCUGAGAAGGGACCAAUUUGUUGGAGAAAACGUGUAAAAUCAGAAUAUAUGAGACUGAGGCAGCUCAAGAGGUUCCGACGUGCCGAUGAAGUAAAGAGUAUGUUUAAUUCUAAUCGUCAGAAGAUACUGGAAAGAACUGAAAUCUUAAAUCAAGAAUGGAAACAACGUAGGAUACAGCCUGUUCACAUCAUGACUUCUGUGAGCUCAUUGCGCGGGACCAGGGAGUGCUCUGUUACCAGUGACAUUGAUUUUCCAAAACAAGUCAUCCCACUGAAGACUCUCAAUGCUGUUGCUUCUGUGCCUAUAAUGUACUCUUGGUCUCCCCUUCAACAGAACUUUAUGGUAGAGGAUGAAACUGUUUUACAUAACAUUCCGUAUAUGGGAGAUGAAGUACUUGACCAGGAUGGUACUUUUAUUGAAGAACUGAUCAAGAAUUAUGAUGGGAAAGUGCAUGGAGACAGAGAAUGUGGAUUUAUCAAUGAUGAAAUAUUUGUUGAGUUGGUCAAUGCCCUUGGUCAAUAUAGUGAUGAUGAAGAUGAUGAUGAUGGAGAUGACAAUCCUGAUGAAAGAGAUGACAAGCAAAAAGAUCGGGAAGGUAACAGGAUGGAGAAAGAAACCCAUCCACCUCGGAGAUUUCCUUCUGACAAGAUAUUUGAAGCCAUUUCCUCAAUGUUUCCCGACAAGGGUACAGCAGAAGAAUUGAAAGAGAAAUACAAAGAACUCACUGAGCAGCAGCUUCCUGGAGCUCUUCCUCCUGAGUGCACACCGAACAUAGAUGGACCAAAUGCUAAAUCUGUUCAGAGGGAGCAAAGCCUGCACUCCUUUCACACGCUCUUCUGUAGGCGCUGUUUUAAAUAUGAUUGCUUCUUACAUCCAUUCCAUGCAACUCCCAAUACUUAUAAGCGAAAGAAUACAGAAACAGCAUUAGAUAAUAAGCCUUGUGGACCUCACUGUUAUCAACAUUUGGAGGGCGCGAAGGAGUUUGCGGCCGCCCUGACGGCGGAGCGCAUCAAGACACCGCCGAAGCGCCCGGGCGGCGGGCGGCGGCGGGGCCGGCUGCCCAACAACACCAGCAGGCCCAGCACACCCACCAUCAAUGUCCUGGAGUCCAAGGACACCGACAGCGACCGCGAGGCCGGCACUGAAACCGGCGGGGAGAACAAUGACAAGGAGGAGGAAGAAAAGAAAGAUGAAACAUCCAGUUCCUCUGAAGCAAAUUCUAGGUGUCAAACACCAAUCAAGAUGAAGCCAAAUAUUGAGCCUCCAGAGAACGUGGAAUGGAGUGGUGCAGAAGCUUCAAUGUUUAGAGUUCUUAUUGGCACCUACUAUGACAAUUUCUGUGCAAUUGCCAGACUGAUUGGGACCAAAACGUGCAGACAGGUGUAUGAGUUUAGAGUAAAGGAAUCUAGUAUUAUUGCACCAGUCCCUGCUGAAGAUGUUGAUACUCCUCCCAGAAAGAAGAAAAGGAAACACAGGUUGUGGGCUGCUCAUUGCAGAAAGAUACAGCUGAAAAAGGAUGGGUCAUCGAAUCACGUUUACAACUAUCAGCCAUGUGAUCACCCACGUCAGCCUUGUGAUAGCUCAUGCCCAUGUGUAAUUGCUCAAAACUUCUGUGAGAAGUUUUGUCAGUGCAGCUCAGAAUGCCAAAAUCGUUUUCCUGGGUGUCGUUGUAAAGCACAGUGCAACACCAAGCAGUGCCCCUGUUACCUGGCUGUCCGUGAGUGUGACCCUGACCUCUGCCUGACCUGUGGAGCAGCUGACCACUGGGACAGCAAAAAUGUUUCUUGCAAGAACUGCAGCAUUCAGAGAGGAUCCAAAAAACACUUACUAUUGGCACCUUCAGAUGUGGCAGGCUGGGGAAUUUUUAUCAAAGAUCCUGUACAGAAAAAUGAAUUCAUCUCUGAAUACUGUGGUGAGAUUAUCUCUCAGGAUGAGGCAGACAGAAGAGGAAAAGUGUACGACAAAUACAUGUGCAGCUUUCUGUUUAACUUGAAUAAUGAUUUUGUGGUUGAUGCAACACGCAAGGGCAACAAAAUUAGAUUUGCAAACCAUUCAGUAAAUCCCAACUGCUAUGCAAAAGUUAUGAUGGUUAAUGGUGAUCACAGAAUAGGAAUAUUUGCUAAAAGAGCCAUUCAGACUGGUGAAGAACUGUUCUUUGACUACAGAUAUAGCCAAGCUGAUGCCCUUAAGUAUGUGGGCAUUGAAAGAGAAAUGGAAAUCCCUUGACACCAGCUACCUCUUCUUUUAAACAAACAGCUGCCUUAUCUUCAGGAAUUUCUAGUACUGUGGGCAAUUUUAGAAAAAUACAAAUGAUGCAAUUUGAAAUUCUGUAUUUGCAAAGUACUGUAACAGUAAUUUAUAGUAACAAAUUUAAAAAAAACCCAACUUUUUAUUGCCUUCUCACCAGCUGCAAAGUGUUUUGUACCUAGGAACUUUUGCAAUAAUGUGGUGUGGUACAUUUUUCAACCUUGAAUAAAGGAUACUUGAACUUCUUCA